CCUGAAAUUGAAGGGAAAACGGUGGAGGCCCAGAGAAAUGGGCUAAGCCCUAGGCAGGCUGAACUCAACCCAGUCCCAAAUACCAACGACUUGUAAAGGCCUUUUGGAUCAUGCUGUGGUGACACGUGUCCGUUGGGUGACCUUGUACUCGUUAUUUCAAAAUCCCAUCUCUUUUGGUACAUUUAUUGGUGAUUCUUCCCUCUUCUCCCUCCAAGGAAACAAAGCCUCUCUGUUGCUCUGCUCUCUCCUGAUCGCCAUGGCGUUAGCAGAAUUCUCAAUUUCACGCACAGAAACUCGAUUUCUUUCCUCCCAGUUCUCAUUAUCAUCUUCCUCAACUCGUUUCUACAACCACCGUCGAAUUGAGUUGCGGGCGCCUUCUCGAGCCCGCAAUGCCAAAGUGCUCUGUUCUAUCGCACCCAGCGAAGUACAGGCACCGGUCACUCCACAGGUUAAUGAGGCCAAUAAAAAGGAGUGCUUCGGGGUCUUCUGCCUCACUUACGAUCUCAUGGCCGAAGAGGAGACAAAAUCAUGGAAGAGCUUAAUUAAAGUCGCAGUUUCAGGUGCUGCUGGAAUGAUAUCUAAUCAUCUGCUUUUCAAACUUGCAUCUGGUGAAGUUUUUGGGCCAGAUCAACCCAUUGCCUUGCAAUUGUUGGGGUCUGACAGGUCAUUCCAAGCUCUUGAAGGAGUUGCCAUGGAACUAGAGGACUCCUUAUAUCCUCUUCUAAGGGAAGUAAGUAUCAGCAUUGAUCCCUAUGAGGUGUUCCAGGAUGUAGAAUGGGCUCUUCUAAUUGGAGCAAAGCCUCGAGGUCCUGGAAUGGAACGAGCAGGCUUAUUAGAUAUUAAUGGGCAGAUAUUCGCUGAACAGGGAAAAGCACUCAAUGCCGUUGCAUCCCGUAAUGUUAAAGUGAUAGUCGUCGGCAAUCCUUGCAACACAAACGCUCUUAUUUGUUUGAAAAAUGCACCAAAUAUACCUGCAAAGAACUUCCAUGCUUUGACUAGGUUGGAUGAGAAUAGAGCCAAGUGUCAGCUUGCCCUUAAAGCAGGUGUGUUUUACGACAAAGUGUCAAAUAUGACAAUCUGGGGAAACCAUUCCACUACUCAGGUUCCAGAUUUUUUGAAUGCAAAAAUCAAUGGUAUACCUGUGAAAGAAGUUAUACAGGACACUGAAUGGCUAGAGAAAGAGUUUACCGAAAAGGUCCAGAAGAGAGGAGGUGUGCUAAUUAAAAAAUGGGGAAGAUCUUCAGCCGCAUCAACUGCUGUAUCAAUAGUUGAUGCCAUAAAGUCCCUCAUCACUCCGACGCCAAAGGGAGAUUGGUUUUCUACAGGGGUUUAUACCAAUGGAAAUCCAUAUGGAAUCGCAGAGGAUAUUGUUUUCAGUAUGCCAUGCAGAUCAGAUGGCAAUGGUGAUUACGAGCUUGUGAAGGAUGUGAUCAUUGACAACUUCCUCUGUGAGCGUAUAAAAAAGAGUGAAGCUGAGUUACUAGCUGAGAAGAGAUGUGUGGCCCACCUUACAGGGGAGGGUAAUGCAUUCUGCGACCUUCCUGAGGACACAAUGCUUCCUGGAGAGCAGUAAGACUGAUGCUAUGGUACUUCUCUCAGAAAUUUAAUAGAAGCUUUCAACAAGAGAAGCAGAAUUGCGGAGCAAAAAAUUUUCAGUCGCCUGCUGCUUGUUUAUAUGUACUAUGAACACAUGCAUAGGUCAUCCAUGGUAAAAUGCUUUCUUAUGCAGUAGCUUUGAGCUGGUGUGGUAGCACAAUUUUUUUGAUCCAGUAACCAUGUCUAAAAUCUAAAUUUGUUAAUGUAUUAGAUAAAUUAUGUACUUGUAUCCUAUUCUGAUAAGUCAAAUUGUCGGAUUAGUUUUCUUUGA
Macadamia integrifolia is the source of this 1867-nucleotide messenger RNA. Its product is annotated as malate dehydrogenase [NADP], chloroplastic-like. The transcript has 14 exons. Gene Ontology annotation, molecular function: L-malate dehydrogenase (NAD+) activity; L-malate dehydrogenase (NADP+) activity. Gene Ontology annotation, biological process: oxaloacetate metabolic process; malate metabolic process; tricarboxylic acid cycle. The coding region runs from base 257 to 1573 and encodes 438 amino acids. The record is from RefSeq and is a predicted model, not a curated record. NCBI's taxonomy places the organism in Eukaryota, Viridiplantae, Streptophyta, Magnoliopsida, Proteales, Proteaceae.